This is a messenger RNA of Puntigrus tetrazona (Sumatra barb), 1953 nucleotides long. It is a transcript of the gene cd36, whose product is annotated as CD36 molecule (thrombospondin receptor). Gene Ontology annotation, molecular function: low-density lipoprotein particle receptor activity; scavenger receptor activity; low-density lipoprotein particle binding. Gene Ontology annotation, cellular component: cell surface; caveola; cytoplasm. Bases 234 to 1643 code for a protein of 469 amino acids. The record is from RefSeq and is a predicted model, not a curated record. NCBI's taxonomy places the organism in Eukaryota, Metazoa, Chordata, Actinopteri, Cypriniformes, Cyprinidae. The transcript is spliced from 12 exons. Gene Ontology annotation, biological process: low-density lipoprotein particle clearance; amyloid-beta clearance by cellular catabolic process; lipid storage.
UGGCUUCUGAAUGCCGUGCGUUACGCGCCCGCUCCCCGCCCAGCGGCGCGUUAUCGCGCGCAGAUAACUCCGUCUUAACAAGAGGGUCUCCGGGCGUGAUGCGCAGCAAUCCGGUCCCAAAUCUCCUCCUCUGCAACCUUCGAUCCCUGGAACUUACAUAAUUCCCAGGACGACCUCAUGCUCGCACCUGACGCGCCGCCGGUCAGUGUUGGUCCAGGCUGCCGCUCGCCAUCAUGACCUGCUGCGAUCUGAAAUGCGGGCUCACCGCGGGGACCGUGCUGGGCGCCCUGAUCGCCUUGCUGGGCGGGAUCCUCAUCCCCGUGGGCAACAUGUUCAUUGAAAACACCGUGCGCACGGAAACCGUGUUGGAGAACGGGACUUUAGCGUUCGACACCUGGACGUCUGUAGACACGGCGAUAUACAGACAGUUUUGGCUGUUUAACGUCCAGAACCCUGACGAGGUUUUGAGUCAAGGGGCCAAACCUGUGGUGGUGCAGAAAGGGCCCUACACAUACAGAACACGUUAUAUCCCCAAAAGAAAUAUCACCUUCAACGACAACUACACUGUGUCCUUCGUGCUGCCGGCGGGAGCCAUCUUUGAGCCAGGAAUGUCAGUAGGCACAGAGGAGGACGUAUUCACAUCGAUCAAUCUAGCUGUAGCAGGCGUUUACAGCUUACUAGACCACGGUCUUGCGAACUUGCUCAUCCAGCGCUCCAACUCCACACUUUUCCAGAACAGGACCGUUAGGGAAUUGCUGUGGGGCUACAAAGACCCGAUGCUGAGCAGCACGCUUGGAGUUUUUUAUCCAUACAACGACACCAUCGACGGACCGUACACUGUAUUCACAGGCAAAGAUGACAUUAAGAAGGUAGCCACCAUUGAGCGCUGGCAAGGGGAACCAUCGCUGAGUUACUGGAAUGACCCUUAUUGCAACAAGAUAAACGGAACAGACGGUUCCUCCUUCCGUCCUUUCCUGGACAAGAAAGAACCCCUGUACUUCUUCUCAUCCGAUAUCUGCAGGGCAAUAUCUGCCGUGUACGAGGAAACCGUUGACCUGAAGGGAAUCGACGUGUACCGGUACAUGCUGCCUCCUGAAGCUCUGGCCUCUCCAGCGGUCAACCCAGAUAACCAGUGCUACUGUACGGACCCCGUGAUCACCAGGAACUGCACUACGGCAGGACUUCUGGACCUCACGCCCUGUAGAGGGACCCCGGUAUUCCUCUCUCUGCCCCACUUCCUCUAUGGCAGCAAUGAUCUCCAUCAAGGCGUGAUCGGACUCAACCCAAAUUUCGAUGAGCACUCCAUAUUUCUGGACGUCGAACCGAUUACAGGCUUCACUCUGAGAUUUGCAAAAAGACUUCAGGUCAACAUGCUGUACGGCCCGUCGGAAAGUAUUGUAAUUUUGAACAAAAUCAAGGACUACACGGUUUUCCCUAUUUUAUGGGUAAACGAGACGGCGGUUCUGGACGACGAGACGGCCGACAUGUUCAAGAAAGAGCUGAUUUCUCGGAUGGAGCUGCUGGAGGGGGUUCAGAUCGGACUCAUAGUGGCCGGCUUAGUCUUAUUCGCCAGCUGUUUGAUCGGAUUGAUCGUGGCGUGCACGAAACCGAGCAAUAACAAACUUUCUCUGAUCGUUAAAUAAAGCGAGGGAGCUUUGCGUGUUCGAUUUCUUUUUUUUUUUUGAUGGCGCACUUUGUGAGAAUUGUAUAUUGUAAUUGUUAUCUGCGCUCGGAGUACCGCGAUUCUAUUUAUAUAAUUUAUAAGCUCUGCAUUUUUGCGUCGCGAAAUGAUUUCCUUCUGUAUUCGGCUUGAUUAUCGUAUCAAGUUAUACUUUUAAAUGGUUAUCGAGGGCAAAGGUUCUGCCAUUUUGUGGUCGUACUGUGAUUCAUUUAAAUAUAAAAUAGUUUUGUAUGUCGGCACAAUUUCAGUAAAACGAAGAACUGUGAAACUUG